This is a messenger RNA of Diaporthe citri, 2076 nucleotides long. RefSeq lists its product as uncharacterized. The record is from RefSeq and is a predicted model, not a curated record. The coding region runs from base 1 to 2076 and encodes 691 amino acids. Gene Ontology annotation, biological process: protein phosphorylation. Gene Ontology annotation, molecular function: protein kinase activity; ATP binding. Lineage: Eukaryota; Fungi; Ascomycota; Sordariomycetes; Diaporthales; Diaporthaceae. The transcript is spliced from 6 exons.
AUGGCGCCCUCACACGAUCCAUUGGUGAACAAGAUAUACGAUGUGUACGAGUCAAGUCGAUUUCCACCCGAUAAUGAGCGUGAGUUUGUCCCGGCGUGUUGCCUUGAGAAACUGAUCACGGAAAAGGCCGUGAUUGCCGAACUUGGAGUGGAUAUGCUCGAUGAGAGAGCUGCCAGGGAGGCCGGGGAGCUCGCAGCUUGGAUUGUCAAAUUUUGCAAAAAGGUUUUCGCCACGACAAUCCUCUGUGGAAUUCCUUCCGUAUUCUCAGUCAUGCAAGAAUUCAAGAUCAACGGCUUCGAUGACACCCAUCUGCCCGUUCACUACGAAGAAAAGAAGGAUGACAACACCUGGCCCGACAUUUUUAAGACUGAGCACUGGGACCGGCGUUUGAGGCGUGACUUUAGGAAUAAGCAGUGGCAGGUUCAAGUACCAAUAUUCAAAGAUGCAGAAAUAAAGGUCAACCUCGACAUGGAUCACAUUCUUCCCAUCAUAUCUGUCGACGAGGACACUAGAGAGGGCACAUUUGGCAAGGUGUACCAGGUGACUAUCCACAGGGAUCACAUGGAAAGCCCCAUGCUCAAGAUGAACGGUGAAGUCGCCAAUGCCGCCAUCAAGGAGUUGAAGGCUAUAAGAAAAGGCGAUAUCAGGGAUGAGAAAACCCUCGAGGAAUGGGAGAAAGAAGCAAAGGCUCUGACAGAAAUGUCCGAACUGCGCCACGAUCACAUCAUUCAAGUGAAAGCGAUAAUUUCCAAGGGCAAGAGACAGUAUUUCAUGUUCCAGUGGGCGGAUGGGGGAAGUCUUCGGGAUUUCUUCGAGACCCACGAGAGAGUUCUGGAUCAAAACUUUGUCCAGAGAGUCAUUGGGCAGCUGGCCGGGCUGGCGGCAGCCCUCGACAAGCUUCACAACUGGGAUGAAGGGGAUGGGUCGUGGCGGCAUGGCGACCUGAAACCCGAGAACAUUCUGCGCUUCGAAGACGGAACGCGUACUGGCAUCUGGAAGAUUGCAGACAUGGGCCUGGCGAAGCAUCAUUUCGCUGACACCGGCCGCCGGUCCGGUCCAACCAGCACGCAAAAUGGGACCCCAUUGUACGGCCCCCCUGAAGCAGUCACAAGCUCUGCUACAGCACGUUCCCGUCUAUGUUUCGGGGACCCCGAGAAUUCCAGCAAUCCAGUCAGGAUAAGUAGGGCCCUGUCCGUAGGAUACCUGUGGAUCGACUCUCUCUGCAUUGUUCAAGGGCCCGGUGGUGAUUUCAGCGAGCAAGCGAAGCUGAUGCAAGACGUAUUCAGCCAAGCGUACUGCGUCGUGGCCGCCAGUUCUUCGACCGGACAGGAUGACGGGUUCCUGCGAGGACCUGAGGAACCACCGGAGUCACUGAGUAUCCCUGGCAAAGACGGGGCCAUAAUCCACAUAGGACGUUUCAUGGACGACUUCAACAGCGACGUCCUGGAAAGCCAACUUAAUCGGCGGGGCUGGGUGUUGCAAGAGAGAGCGCUGGCAAGGCGUACGAUUUAUUUCACCGACAGGCAAACCUACUGGGAGUGCGGCAUGGGCGUCCGGUGCGAGACUAUGACCAAAAUGAGGAACCGCCUCGCCUCCUUCCUCGGCGACCCCAACUUCCCAAAAGUCGCCGCCCACAGCACCACCGGGGGCCGCAUCCGCCUCUACCAAGACCUCUACCAGCAGUACUCACGCCUGCAGCUUUCCCGCCCCACCGACCGCCCCAUGGCGAUCGCCGGCCUGGAGCGCCGCCUUAUCGACAGCCUCCGCGUGCAUGGCGGCCGCGGCGUGCUCGACGAGGCGCCGCCGGGCCUGCUGCGGCGGAGCCUGCUUUGGGUCCGGGGCCGCGCGGACAACCCCUCGGGGCUGCGGCGGAUCGACUUUGCCGGGCUCGCGCACCCGCCGCCGACUUGGUCGUGGAUGGCGCACGAGGGGGGCAUUGAGUAUCUGGAUGUCCCGGGCGGCAAGGUCGAGUGGGAGGUGCGGGACAUCGUCUCGCCACUUGGUAUUCGAUGUGCCGAGCAGUUCGGCGCCGUUGCCGCAGAACGUGCAAUGCGUCAUCCUGGGGAGAUUGAGUAG